AGAGGUCCACCUGAAUUCAAUUCCCUUUCUUUGCUAAUCACUCCCACAGAAAAAGCUUCUACUUAACGCAACCCAUAAAAAUCUCUAGACACACAAAUAAAUGGGUUUGCUUCUGCUUCUGCUGCUACUUAUGAAGUCCCUCACUUUCUUCUUUAAUCUUACUCCUCUCUAAUUCUGUCACACAACCCAAUUUACAGACCGAAAUUUCAAUACCCAAACACCAUGUAUUUGUCCGAAAAGCCUCACCCGGUUGAUUUUCACAAAGGGGACGAAGGCGGCGAGGACAUGAUGAUUGAGGUGGUUCCGAAUGAGGAUGUUUCCCAAACCCAUCACCGGAAUCAUCAGCAGCAGCAGCAUCACCAAUUGCUGCUAUUGGGGGACAGUAGCGGCAGUGGGGAGGACCACGAAGCUAAGCCCCAGAAAAAGAGAGCCGAAACUUGGGUGCAGGAUGAGACUCGGAGUUUGAUAGCUCUGCGCCGAGAAAUGGACAGCAUGUUCAACACUUCCAAGUCUAACAAGCACUUGUGGGAGCAGAUUUCGGCGAAAAUGAGGGAGAAAGGGUUCGACCGCAAUCCCAAUAUGUGCACUGACAAGUGGAGGAACUUGCUUAAGGAGUUCAAGAAGGCCAAGCAUAAUCAUGACAGGGGGAGUGGCUCGGCUAAGAUGUCAUAUUAUAAAGAGAUUGAGGAGAUUUUGAAAGAAAGAAACAAGAAUGGUCAGUACAAAAGCCCUACUCCGCCCAAGGUUGAUUCUUUUAUGCAGUUCUCAGAUAAAGGGAUGGAAGAUACAAACAUUUCCUUUGCACAUGUGGAAGCUAAUGGCAGGCCAACACUCAAUCUCGAGACAGGUUUGGACCAUGAUGGUCAUCCUCUUGCCAUUACUGCUGCUGAUGCAGUUGCAGCAAAUGGAGUUGCACCUUGGAAUUGGAGAGAGACCCCUGAAAAUGGUGGUGAGAAUCAAUCAUAUGGCGGGAGAGUCAUAGUAGUAACCUGGGGUGAUUAUACUCGGAGGAUUGGAAUUGAUGGCUCGGCAGAUGCCAUUAAGGAGGCCAUCAAGUCUGCUUUUAGGUUGAGAACAAAACGCGCCUUCUGGUUGGAGGAUGAAGACCAAAUUGUCCGAAGUCUUGACAGGGACAUGCCUCUGGGAAAUUACACCCUUCAUCUUGACGAAGGGUUGGCUGUAAAAGUGUGCCUGUAUGAUGAGCCAGAAAACAUACCCGUACAUACAGAGGAGAAGAUUUUUUACACCGAAGAUGAUUAUCAUGAAUUCCUAACCCGCCGUGGGUGGACAUGUUUGCGGGAGUUUGAUGGGUACAGAAAUAUCGAAAAUAUGGAUGAUCUUCGACCUGGUGCAAUAUAUCGUGGUGUGAGUUGAGGGCAAGCAUGUGCAUUUUCAUUAUAUUUUCUUCUUAAAUGCGGGCGGGUUUGUACUGUUCAAUCAUGUAGAAUACAACAAUUGUAUGGUAGAUAGAACAAUAACCAAGAACUGAAACAGGUUCUGUUCUUGCACAUAGCCUGAGCAUGCGAUUUUUGUAAAUAUGUAUUUUUGUUUUGAGUUGCAAAGAAAUCCAAGUCUUGUACUGUUGUUCAUUUCA
This is a messenger RNA of Rosa rugosa (rugosa rose), 1594 nucleotides long. RefSeq names its product trihelix transcription factor GT-1-like. The coding region runs from base 223 to 1374 and encodes 383 amino acids. The transcript is spliced from 5 exons. The record is from RefSeq and is a predicted model, not a curated record. NCBI's taxonomy places the organism in Eukaryota, Viridiplantae, Streptophyta, Magnoliopsida, Rosales, Rosaceae.